GACAAAGCAUGGCGCUGAUGAUACUAUCUUUUUACACAUAAGAAAAUUUAUUUAUUUUUUAAUUAUAAUCAAAAGUACUAUAUGUGUACCAAUUUUUGGAACAAUAUAAAGAUUAACAGAAAUAAUAACGUUGAAAAAUCUUAAACAAUUCUGUUUUUAAACGUGUACUGCUCCAAUUGGAGAUGAAAGAAUUUUAAAUCAGAUUGUACCUUCAUUGGCGUAUCUCUGAAUUUUUGCUAUUGAACACUUCUAUCCAAAAAGACAUGACAUUUUGACUAAUGAAUUUAUAAUCAGUUAAUAAGUCAGCAGAAAUGUAUUAAUUUUAAUAAAAAAAAAGAUACAUAAUUAUCAGAAAAUAAUCAAAAUAUAUAUUUUACCGAUAAUCAAAUUUCAAAUUUGAAAAAACAUUUGCCGAUCAUGCUCUAUAUGUGAAAUUACGCAUCUAUUGAAACAAGUCAAAUCUUCCCUUUAAUUAUCCGAUUAUUACGAAUUAGCAUACCAAAAAAUAUAAUUUGCCAGUCACUGCUUGAACUUAUCAAGAGCAAAGCGUAUACAUGUCACAGAGGCACACUUGUCGCGUCAAUUCUUAAUGCAUAACACAAUUCGAUGUCGCGUACGUGCAGCACGGGCGAAUUGUCAUGGUAUGGACGUACCUGGGCGUUACGCGAAAAAUACGCAUGCGCCAAUUCGAAAGGGCCAAUCAAAAUAGAGCAAUGCCACAGUAGAGGCAUUGGGGGGGCUCUUGGUGGCCUUGCGCGUUCUUCCGAUUCUGCGAAAGCUGAAGGCACGUCCAUUUUGUUAGUACGUACGAUCCCGGUUAGUCGACGCCGGUGCAAAAUAUAAUUCUCGUUUGUGACGAGUUCGUGUUACUCGAGUCGAGUAAGGGUUACAAAGCCAGUGGCUGUCUGUCGGCGGCGUUCGUAGAUUCGUGUCUGCGUAUCGUAAGUACAGAGAGCGCAGCCGACCAGUGUGAGAACCUACUUGUAGAUACAUCGCGCAAGAGGAAUUGAGGAGGUGAAAUCAUUGGAAAGAGAAUCGUUGUGCAGGGCCGCGAAACGCGUCGCGUACCCGGUUCGUCAUUAGUUUUCGUUUUAGCAAGAUGGCGGAACUACAGGGUACCCCAGUUGCCCAGGACGCCCUGUCCGUAGCUCAGUUGGAGCUCGGUGGAAAUCCGAAUGCCUUGGCGUUGCGUAGGCCAUUUGAUCCGGUGGCACAUGAUCUCGACGCAACCUUCCACCUUACGCGAUUCGCCGACCUGAAAGGAUGAGGGUGUAAAGUCCCUCAGGAGGUUCUUGGGAAACUCCUCGAGGGACUGCAGGCCGACGAUGGUAGCGCACAAGAUCAUGAGCAUGCCCAUUUUAUGCACAUGGCCAUUCCACGCAUCGGCAUUGGCAUGGAUUCCUCCGUAACUCCACUGAGGCAUGGAGGGCUUAGUUUGGUACAAACUACUGACUUUUUCUACCCAUUAGUUGAUGAUCCUUAUAUGAUGGGUAAAAUUGCUUGUGCAAAUGUUAUCAGCGAUCUAUAUGCCAUGGGUGUUACUGAGUGUGACAAUAUGCUGAUGCUGUUGGGAGUCAGUACAAAAAUGACUGAGAAGGAACGGGAUGUUGUUGUUCCUUUGAUCAUGAGGGGAUUCAAAGAUUCUGCUUUGGAAGCUGGUACCACAGUGACAGGAGGUCAGACAGUUGUUAAUCCUUGGUGUACGAUAGGUGGUGUUGCUUCUACUGUUUGUCAACCAAAUGAAUACAUUGUACCGGACAAUGCGGUUGUGGGUGAUGUUCUUGUUUUGACAAAGCCACUUGGCACUCAAGUUGCUGUCAAUGCUCACCAAUGGUUAGAUCAACCAGAUCGUUGGAACAGAAUCAAACUUGUGGUCAGUGAAGAUGAUGUGAGAAAAGCCUAUCAAAGAGCGAUGGAUAGUAUGGCCAGGCUUAACAGAAUAGCGGCUAGAUUAAUGCAUAAAUACAAUGCUCAUGGAGCAACAGAUGUUACGGGCUUUGGUCUUUUAGGACAUGCACAAAAUCUGGCCAAACACCAGAAAAACGAAGUCUCUUUUGUUAUUCAUAAUUUACCUGUUAUCGCUAAAAUGGCAGCUGUAGCAAAAGCAUGCGGUAACAUGUUCCAACUUCUUCAAGGUCAUUCGGCGGAAACGAGCGGUGGAUUGCUCAUUUGCCUACCUAGAGAACAAGCCGCUGCGUAUUGUAAAGAUAUUGAAAAGCAGGAAGGCUAUCAAGCAUGGAUUAUUGGUAUCGUAGAGAAAGGAAAUCGCACAGCUAGAAUAAUUGACAAACCACGAGUAAUAGAAGUGCCAGCUAAAGAAAAAGAUGGGGAGCUGUGGUAAAGAAUCAGAGACAGUGAUGAAAUUUUUUCUAUUUACUUUCAUGUGUUUAGGAGAAAUCACAUGCGACACAGAGAAAGCAUUUACAUAGAUCAACACUAUUGUACCAGAUUCAAAGCACUUACAUGUGCACCAUUAUUGCAAUGGACUAACUACAUAUUUUUAUCGGAUAAAAAUUCAACGAUAUACUUAUUUUUUUUUUGUCGUAGAUUAAAAGAAUGAAAUAUCUCAAUACUGAUUUAUAUUUAUGUGUUAUUUUUUUUAUUGAAGUUCUGUUCCAAGUAAUUUAGGAAAAUUCUAUUUUCUCUCGUUUUUUAAAACGAGCAUUGUCGAAAUCUAAAAAUAUUUUGCAAUAAAACAUUUAUAAGAUGUUCAUAAUAGUCUUUUUGAUAAUUAUGAACUCUUUUACUGGAAAGAAUUCGAUACAAAAAACAUGAAAAGGCAAUAAAGUAUUAAAAAACAGGUUUUUAGCUUAUCUUUUCUUUUUCUUUUUUUUUAAGAUUUAAAACUUAAUACAUAUUAA
Heterotrigona itama is the source of this 2861-nucleotide messenger RNA. NCBI's taxonomy places the organism in Eukaryota, Metazoa, Arthropoda, Insecta, Hymenoptera, Apidae. The record is from the annotation of a GenBank genome assembly.